Cooperia oncophora is the source of this 315-nucleotide messenger RNA. NCBI's taxonomy places the organism in Eukaryota, Metazoa, Nematoda, Chromadorea, Rhabditida, Trichostrongylidae. The record is from the annotation of a GenBank genome assembly.
CCCAAGGAAUCGAAUCAUAUCGCAUCGGCGCGUAAAAAGAAACGUGUUCUGAUAGAGUCUGAUGACGAGGAAGAUGGUGAUUUAGGGAUUGAAGCGGAGGAAACUUCUAAAGACACGAGCGAAGCGCCGGAACCGACUUUCAUGGAAGAGGAACAUGAUGUGCCAAAACAAGCAACUCUUCAUCGAACUGUUGUGCUCUCCGAUAGCGAAGAGAGUCUUCAGUCUGAUCCAGAAAUGGACCAGAAGGAAGGAAAUGUAUGCGAUGGGAAGGGAGGAAGUGGUGAUGAGAAGGUGGGCGACGUGGAGGAGGAAGAA